CCGUGGAGUGGGUGUGGGCAUGGCGUGGGCCAAUUUCGUUGUGGGGCGAUUUCUUUGUUGGGUCGCCACGUCUAGUGAGUAUGUAGAUACUCGGAGGUUUGGUCCCAUCGUAGUCGGUCUUAAUCGAGUCGAGGCCUUCGAAGAUAUCGCAUGGUUUUCCCGAGAAUUCAUAGUUGCCGAUAUCGUCCUGGGGCUGCGUGGCUCGGCUCUUGGACACGGGUUUCCGGCUGGAAGUGUAGUGCAGAUUGAUGAUUUUGUCUGGAUCUACAUCCCCUGACUUCAGAAUACGAGUAAGGACUCCCACGGUCUUCCCCAUCUGUUGAUGGACUGCCGUAGAGAGAGAAUCGUCGACGACGCACACCUAACCCAAACCGAGUGUCAGUGACAAUGUUGCUUCUGAAGUAUGGGUUGAUUACUUGGUCUCGUCCCUCACUGCCCUUCAGUCUAUCCGCGGUUUCUCUUAAACGCGGGAAAUUGUUGAGCAACUGUGUACCAGAGGCGUCCAGAAUCGUUUAAAAGUGGACUUGUUAGCUGGGUUGAUGAGCGUCAUGUAAAUUUCUUCAACCGUAAAAAUAUCGGAUGGUUGAGAUCACAGAGGAACGGUCGCGGUUCUCUGGCGUGUGGCGAAGUGUGGGCGGGGCUCGAUGCCAAGCC
Molecule: messenger RNA, 654 nt
Organism: Lasiosphaeria miniovina
Lineage: Eukaryota; Fungi; Ascomycota; Sordariomycetes; Sordariales; Lasiosphaeriaceae
Exons: 1
Coding region: 20-277 (85 amino acids)
Source: RefSeq, a predicted model, not a curated record